AUGGCAAAUUCACAGCUGUGUCUCUUGACGUUUUCUCAGGUGGUGAAGAUUCUGGAGAAGCAUGACCCGCUGCGCAGUAAUGUUGGUGGUCUUGGAGGACUCAGCAGCUUCCGUUUCGGUCCAAUCCCUGGCGAUGAGGCCAGCGCCGUGCAGAACUAUGUAGAGCACAUGCUGUUCCUCCUCAUGGAGGAGGAGUGUGGUCAGAAUGGAGCCAUGGGGCCCAUCCUGGAGUUUGUGGUGAUGGAGAACGUGUUGGAGAGACUGUUUAUCUGGAGCCUGAGGCGAGAAUUCACAGAUGAUAUGAAAUUGGAGCAACUGAAGAUGUACGAGAUGCUGAUCAGACAAGCCAAGCAGCCUUUACUUCAUCAUAAACCUGUGCUCAAGCCUUUGAUGAUGCUCUUGUCGUCCUGCUCCGGCUCCCCAUCGGGUACAAGCUCCUCCGCUGUGGAGACAGAACUCGUGCUGCUCUUGAAUCAGCUGUGCUGUGUCCUAGCUAAGGACCCGUCAGUCUUGGAGUUGUUUUUCCAUACGAGCGAGGACCAAGGAGCUGCUAAUUUCCUCGUCUUCUCCCUGCUCAUCCCUUUCAUACACAGGGAAGGGUCAGUGGGACAGCAGGCCAGAGAUGCACUUCUGCUAAUCAUGGCUCUUUCUGCUGAGAACCAAGUUGUGGCCAAACACAUCGCAGAGAACACCUAUUUCUGUCCGGUUUUGGCUACAGGUCUGAGUGGGCUUUACUCAUCUUUGCCCACCAAGUUGGAUGUACCCAGUGAGGAGUGGCACUGUCUGCACCGUGAGGACUGGCAGCAGCUGCCCGCUCUUGUGGCCCAUCCUUCCAUUAAAGAUCAGCUGGUUGGCUACAUUCAUAAUGGUUUUCUGGUACCAGUUCUAGCACCAGCAUUACACAAGCUGACACUUGAAGAGGUGAUGACCACAACAGCAUACCUGGACCUCUUCAUACGCAGCGUAUCUGAACCUGCAUUGCUGCACACCUUACUAAGCUUCAUCCUGCUCCAUCGCCAUGACAACGUACACAUUUUGGACACGCUGGUCAGCCGCAUCAAUACUCCUUUUCAGCUUGGCACAGUAUCGCUGGCCCUGUUCCGCACUCUCAUUGGCUUGCAUUGUGAAGAUGUCAUGCUCCAGUUGGUUUUCAAGUACCUGAUCCCAUGUAACCACAUGAUGUUGAGUCAGCGUAGAGUCCUGAGAGAGAGAGACUAUUACUCUGUAUCAGCCGCCAAGUUUCUAGCCCUUACACCCUCCUGCUGUUCUCCAGAGGUCAUCCCCCCUCCACUCAGACAACUGGACUCCAUUCUGUGGUCAAAAGGCACUGAUGGCUCCCAUAUAGGAACUAUGGAAUCAAAAGAGGUCCUCUCAGAGGAGGACGACUGUGGUAACUCCUGUGUCAUUGGCUCAGAGAUCUGCCUGGAUGUUAGUUACCUGCACUACUUGUACGAUGCACAAAACAGCAUCAGUCACUGUAUGCGAGCAUGCUGUGUGUGGUCGGCCCCUUACGAUGGUGAGAACCCUCCUCCAGAAGAAUACCAGCGCAGUACCUUGGAAGAAGCAGGUAGGACUCGGCCACCAAUUACCAGCAAGAAAACCCCAAAUCAGAUGCAUCACUCCGGUCCACCCCUCAAAGAUCUCACUGCUACUCCUGGAUUGCUGGAGCUGGAGUGGGAUGAUAGUUAUGAUGCAUGUCCUACACAACUGCAUUCAGAGGAAGAUCAGGAGACGCGUCCCAUCCCGGACGAGCCCCCGAAACACAUUCAAGAACUGCGGAAAACUGCUAUUAUGAUUGUGAAGGGCUCUUACAUUGAAGAGACUGAGUUCCAGAAUGAUGUUAUGGUUUAUGACCUGGUAGCUCAGAAGGAUGCUCAUAACUCUGGUAACGGCUAUCAUGCCCCAUCCAAACCUACUAAACCAGCAAAGCAGGAGGUGUUAGAUGGACCAGUAACUGAUCAAAAGACUACAAAUUCAGAAUCCUUGAUGAGCAAUGGCUUGAGCUCCCCAUUAGAUGAAAUGAACAGUAAAAAGAGAGGGUCCCAAUCAGACCACAAGUCACUGGAAGGGGAGGAUCUCAUGGCCCAGUAUGAGGAACUCAUAAGGACUCUGGGUGCACAGCAUAGUAGUCCAGCAAAAGCAGACAGUGAACUCAAGAGUCCUACAGACCUCAUGGAUGAUGAGGAAGAUGAGAUCGACUUUAAUUCUUUCUCACCAGAAACACCAGAGACGGAAAAGUUGCCAUCUCCUUUUGGGACCAAACCCCGCAGUGGGAGCAGGGGACAUGCUGUGCCUUUUACAGGGCCGUUUCUGAGUGUACUGCUGUCUCGUCUAGAAAACAUGCAGAGUAACUCUCUCCAUGUGAACUUGCUUCUGACUGGCAUUCUGGCCCAGUUAGCUGCUUACCCUCAGCCCCUGCUGCGCUCCUUCCUUCUCAACACAAACAUGGUGUUCCAGCCUAGCGUCCGCUCACUAUACCAGGUACUGGCCUCAGUGAAGAACCAGAUAGAGCAGUGGUCAGCGAAUAAUAAAAAUUUCCCUGAGCUUCUCACAGCUGCUCAGCACUGCUUACUGGCCAGAGAGAGUUCACUAAGAGACUCUCAGAGUCCACAGAAUGGAGAUUGGUUCCAUGGUUCUGAAGCAGACAGAAUCAAGAAGAACCCGACUAUCCAACCCAGAACUGUGGUUCCCUUAAACGAAACUGAGGUCUAUGCCACGGUUCUUUUCACAGAGUUCCUAAAAGAGCUAGCAGCCUUUGCACAAGAACACUCCAUCCUUUCUCAUCUUCCCUCGGAGCAGUAGACUUUGAUUGUGUUUUAUGUUUGCUGUUAAUGUUUCCAGGAAACUUUUGAACUUCUGACAUUUUGAAUGAUUUUAGUUCUUGCUGAAAGCACUAUAACUGCUAUAAGCUCUAAAUGAAUGUGGGAAUGUUUUUCUGACUUCUGAUAUUUUUGAUAAGGGGUUCUUUCAGCAAAUGUUUCUGUCUGUUGUGUGAACAAUCCUUGAAACUUCCCUCAUUUGAUUGAUUAUGCAUUACCAAACCUCAUUUCCCGGCA
Molecule: messenger RNA, 3056 nt
Organism: Sinocyclocheilus grahami
Lineage: Eukaryota; Metazoa; Chordata; Actinopteri; Cypriniformes; Cyprinidae
Product: protein FAM160A1-like
Exons: 11
Coding region: 1-2802 (933 amino acids)
Source: RefSeq, a predicted model, not a curated record